UUUUCUUUUACUGUCUUCCUCUGGUGCUAGGCCUAUGCUGUCUGGAGAUAUCCAUUAUGCACUUUGAAACGUGUGCGAGGAGGGAGUCCAAGACUGAGUCACUCAGUCCGGGAUCCCCCGGGGGACCCUCGUGGGAAGGAAGGCUUCCCGUCUGCUUUCUCCAUACCGAGUAUCGAAUCUCACCUCGCGAGCCAUAGGGGGUGCGGGGGCACGCGGAAAACUCGGUCAAAGGGUUCAGCCACGUAUCUCUCUCUCUCUCUCUCCAUGCCUCGAAUACAACAAGAUACCGUAUAUGCGUCCUAUCUUCCACGCAUUUGAUUAGAUUUAGAGGACGCGUGUUUGUGUGCACGCGCAGCUCUGAAUUCUGUACACUAAUGGUGGUGGCGGGACGGGAGAUGCGGGGGAGGGGCUGAGCGCGCGCGCGUGUGUGUGUGUGCUCUGCGCGUGAACCCUGCGUUCAGGUCUGUAAUUUGCUCCAGAUGACCACUUGGGGCCGGGAUAUGGAUCAUUCUGGGGAGGUGAGCGUUUCCUCACACGGCAUGACAGCGCAGCGCACAAAUAAAUGUAUUCUAUGAACCGCAGUUUUUAGCCAUGGAUCCAGACACCUUUUCACACUAAACUAAGUGUAGGACAACUUUCCUCCACAAUGACGGAGCAACAAGUGAAAAAUGGACAUAUGUAUCGGACACCAAAGUGAGAGUGGAGAGUCGGGGUAACUGCACUUGAACACAAAGGGGGAAUGCCGCAUCAGAAGCUUGAGCCAACUGCCGUUUUGGAAUGGAUACCGGUAAUUUCUUUGGUGUCAUCUGCUUUCUCCUUUUCUCUUGUGACGGGUUCCUCUCGCCUUCACCCGCCAGCGGCUUCUGUCCUGAGCGCUGCGACUGCCAGCAAGCGCAGCACAUCCUCUGUACAAACCGGGGGCUGCGCGCGGUGCCCAAGGUGCACUCCUCGCGGGUCCCAGAGGACGUGCUUGUCUUCAGCCUCGGCGGAAACUUCAUCGGUAACAUCUCCGCCUUCGACUUCACACGGUAUGGACAUCUUAUAAGGUUGAACUUACAGUAUAAUCAAAUACAGACCAUUCACCCAAAAGCGUUUGAAAAGCUCUCCAAAUUGGAGGAGCUGUAUUUGGGCAACAAUCUGAUAUCAACAAUACCCCCAGAAACUUUACAGUCACUGGCAAAACUGACAACUUUGUAUGGCAAUAACAAUGACAUUAAGAAGAUUACUCCAGAGCUGUUUGGUAAUUUGGAGAGCAUUGUGAAGCUGAGGUUGGAUGGGAACGCCAUAGAACUGUUACACAAUUCAGUCUUCAAGAGCUUGACUAAUCUACAUUAUCUCCAUCUAGAAUCGAACCAGCUGAGUCACAUUCACAGAAACGCCUUUUCCAAGCUCACCAAACUGCGCUUUCUCAACCUGGCGCAGAACAAACUGACAUCCGUGCGUAAUGUGUUUACGUUCUCCCAGCUCAGGUCACUGAAUACGUUGCUGCUCUCUGAAAAUGAAAUACAACACGUCGGAAACCACGUCUUUCAGAAUCUGAAAAAGCUUUCUAAACUAUCCCUCAGCAAUAACAACAUCUACCAUUUGGAAAGCGAGUCGUUGAAAGGACUGUCGAGCUUGACAGAAUUUCUGAUUGACGGGAACGAACUGGAGAAUCUUCCCGCAGGACUUCUCGACCCACUGGAGAGAGUUGAGGAGCUGGACUUUAGUUGCAACCAAAUUUCCACAGUGGACCCCUCUGCUUUUGAACAACUGAAGCAUCUGAGUGUUUUAAAACUCAAAGACAACAGGCUCACGAGCCUCUCCGGUAACAUAUUCGCCCUCAACAGCGCCCUUUACGAUUUGGAUCUCCAUGGCAACAACUGGACGUGUGACUGCCGCCUGGGCGAGCUGAAGCAGUGGAUGAAGUCGGCGCACUCUCAGGGGAAGCUGCUGACCGUUUUCCUGCAGUGUCAUCACCCAGCGACACUGAGGGGGAAGUAUCUAGAUUAUAUCAACAGCUCCCAGCUGCAGCCCCCAGGGAAUUGGAGCCACUUGUGUGAGACCCAGACUAGGCCUGAGGAGAGCAGAGGAGGGGGUGUCCUGGAGAAAGAGCUGGAGGACAGGGAGAGAGGGCAGGGAGAGGUGAGGAAGGAGAUAGAAGGGGAGAGGAGAGGAAUAGAGGCAGAGGAAAGGAAGGAUGGAGAAGAGCAUAGGGAAAUUGGGAGUAGAGAGGGAGUGGGGAUGAAGGAAAUAGAGAAGGUGAGCAGGGGUAGAGAGGGAGAGGAUAGGAAGGAGGGAGAGGAGGAGGUGGGUAUCCAAGGAGACCAGGGAGGGCAAGAUGAGCGGGACAAAUCCCUGUCAUCAAACAGGAAGAGGGGGAAGAAAAUAUCCGCCAGCCCAAGGUCGCAACCUUCUGCUGAGGCUUCUGGGAAGCGUGAGAAAGGGAGGUGGGAUUCCGUUCCGGGCCGCAGCGUUCCUCAAACACAAGCCCCUCUCCUGAACAACCCCACUCCUCCAACCACAACCUGGCCUCAGACAAUUGACCACCAAAAUAGCCAUGGUAACCAUCUCAGUGGGCCAAUCACAGAGCUCCUCACCUCCUCUCCUUCCACCCCUCGAAAAGAGGAGCGGUUUGACCUGUUCAGAGGCAGUCACGAGGACGUUAUACCUGCAGUGACCGACCCCUGUGUGUUCAACCGCCACUUCAUCACCAACGUGACAGUCGACCAGGUCGCCUCCAGCACGGCCACGGUCCACUGGACCACACGCGACCACAGCCGCUUUACACCGGGAGCCGGACCGGGACUAGAAGAGGUCCACUACCGAGUGCUGUUUGACCGCUUUGGGUCAUCUGACCGUUUUCCUUGGUACGUGUAUGCCCGUGGCGCGGCGCGGUCGGUGAUGUUACGAGAACUAAGCCCAGACACCACCUACAUGGCUUGUGUUGAGGGUGUGGUGGGAGGGUCUGUGUGUCAGGUGGCGCCCAGGGACCACUGCGCCGGAUUGGUCACUCUCCCAGAAGAGGCUCAUCACCAAGAGACACUGACCUCUGACCUCCAACUGGUCACCGUGGGAACACUGGCCGGCAACGCCGUCCUUCUUCUGGUGAUUGGAGGAGCCUGGCUGGGGCGAAGUUUGAGGCGGAAGCUGAAAAGGAGGAAGUCAGCAGUGCAUGUGCGUCACAUGUACUCCACGCGGCGACCAUUCCGCAGCUCCAUGGCAACAACGGCGGCGGUGUCAACAGACUUCACAAGCUUCCAGAGCAGCCGGCCACCACGGCUUGGAACCCUGGAGGAAGGGGGCGACCUUAUAGAGUUCCCCUGCGACCGUUUCCUUGACAUCAGCCCCACCCGUAGAGACAACAGUGACAUGCAGAGGUUCUCAGAUUAAUAAACACCAUAGAACUGGAACUUGAAAACAUGUUUGCGCUGUGACCCACUUAAGCGCUAGAAUAUAUAUUUUUAAUUGUGAGCAUUAGAUAAUCCAUAUUUAGAACCUGAGAACACCAAGAUGCCAUCACCAGGAAGGAACAUCCUCAGGAGAAUGUGUAAGAUGCUGCAGAGACAGAGACAGAAGUGGACUGGUAUUUAACCGGCACUCUGGAGCACUUCAUGACCAUAGCAGGACCACAGCCAGGGUUGAGUUAUGACCAUAGAACCACAAGGUUAUAUUCAUGACCACAUAACCACAGUAAGGUUGUGUUCAGGCAAUAUGACCACAGUUUUAGUUCUGUUCAUGGGUAAUGACCAUAUGACCACAGUUAUAGUUUUGUUCAUGGGUUAUGACCAUAUGACCACAGUUUUAGUUCUGUUCAUGGGUAAUGACCAUAUGACCACAGUUAUAGUUUUGUUCAUGGGUUAUGACCACAGUUAUAGUUCUGUUCAUGGGUUAUGACCACAGUUAUAGUUCUGUUCAUGGGUAAUGACCAUAUGACCACAGUUUUAGUUCUGUUCAUGGGUAAUGACCAUAUGACCACAGUUAUAGUUCUGUUCAUGGGUAAUGACCAUAUGACCACAGUUUUAGUUCUGUUCAUGGGUAAUGACCAUAUGACCACAGUUAUAGUUCUGUUCAUGGGUUAUGACCAUAUGACCACAGUUUUAGUUCUGUUCAUGGGUAAUGACCAUAUGACCACAGUUAUAGUUUUGGUUAUGGGUUAUGACCACAGUUAUAGUUCUGUUCAUGGGUUAUGACCACAGUUAUAGUUUUGUUCAUGGGUAAUGACCAUAUGACCACAGUUAUAGUUCUGUUCAUGGGUUAUGACCAUAUGACCACAGUUAUAGUUUUGUUCAUGGGUUAUGACCAUAUGACCACAGUUAUAGUUCUGUUCAUGGGUUAUGACCACAGUUAUAGUUUUGUUCAUGGGUAAUGACCAUAUGACCACAGUUAUAGUUCUGUUCAUGGGUUAUGACCACAGUUAUAGCUCUGUUCAGGGGUUAUGACCACAGUUAUAGUUCUGUUCAUGGGUUAUGACCAUAUGACCACAGUUAUAGUUCUGUUCAUGGGUUAUGACCACAGUUAUAGUUCUGUUCAUGGGUUAUGACCAUAUGACCACAGUUCUGUUCAGGGGUUAUGACCACAGUUAUAGUUCUGUUCAUGGGUUAUGACAAUAUGACCACAGUUAUAGUUCUGUUCAUGGGUUAUGACCAUAUGACCACAGUUCUGUUCAGGGGUUAUGACCACAGUUAUAGUUUUGUUCAUGGGUUAUGACCAUAGGACCACAGUUAUAGUUCUGUUCAUGGGUUAUGGCCAUGUGACCACAGUUAUAGAUGUGUUAUGACCUAAAGUUGUCUUUUUAUGGGUGAUCAAAUAGCUGAGCUCAUCAGGGCUGAUUCAGACACUACAGGAUGUCAAUCCCACAGACUUCCUCUAAGCCUCAUGCAUUUCCUGUUCCAUUGCCGUGUGUGUGUGUGUGUGUGUGUGUGUGUGUGUGUGUGUGUGUGUGUGUGUGUGUGUGUGUGUGUGUGUGUGUGUGUGUGUGAGAGAGAGAAUUACCUGAUUUCAUCUGGUGCUAAUAUUAGACGAAUAGUCAUUAAAUUGUGUAUAAAAUGUCAUUUGUAACAUGCUUGAAAAUGCAAGAAAAGAUGGCUGCUGGUUGGCAGAAAUAAUUAUUUGGUUUUAUGUUUUUAUACUUUUAUACUCAACUAUGUAUUGUGCUGGUGCUAAGUAACAAGUAAGUAACCAUGCAUUUCCUGUUGGACGUAAUGGUCCAUUUGUCUGUAUGAAAAGAAAGACCGAUGCCUUUGCAAAUAAUGGUGUAAGUCCUUUGUUCAUAUGGCCCCAAUACAAAUAAAGAAACCGAUAUUAUAGUUUUGCUAUUUUUACAGAAGGGCAGUAAGUUUAACGUUUGUAGUAAUACUGCAUAUUCAUUCAUUAGAAAACAUGUUGCGUGUGUAAUGUAUGCCUGCGUUUGUGCAAGUGUGUGUGGGUGUGUUUCAUCAUGUACUUAAAGUGUGUGUGCGUGUGUUUCAAGACAGAAAGUCUGGCAAUAGUUAGGUGUUUUUUUGGGUAGACCGGGUGGAGUACCUCCAACACUCAGGCCUGAUCAGCUCUACACUCCAAGCCUGUCAACAGUGUGUUACCAUAACAACAGCAGACACAGACAGACAUAUAGACCAGGAAACACGGUCUGAGAUAUGAAACAGAAACAGCAUAAUCCACUUCAAUAUCCUAGUUGUUUAAGACUGAUAUGUUACUUAAGUUUUUGUUAAACUAUAGUGGAUUGGGCCUGUCCCCUACUGAUAGUAAAUAAAAGUCAUCACUAUUGACUUUGACUAGUUCUUGGCCCUCUCACAUCCAUUUUCUUUCACUCAACCUGCUAAAGCUAAAUUACAGACGGGUAAAUAAAUCUGUGAUCGCUGACCUUUGACUCAUUCAAUCAGGGUGCCUCAAACUGUCUUCAGUUCCAGAAGAUAUCGCUAGGGGGCAGACUAUAACCAUUCGUCUGACAGGCCUAUUAGAUCAAAUGACAUUUUCUCCUGAUGGAGGCAACCGAACUUGAGUAAAAAUCACAAUAAGAUACCAGAGAAUAAGUGCUUUUAUUUUCGUAUUAGGUUUAUAGCGAUUGUCAAUAUCUGU
Messenger RNA from Oncorhynchus mykiss (rainbow trout), 6057 nucleotides. RefSeq names its product TLR4 interactor with leucine rich repeats. Gene Ontology annotation, molecular function: protein binding. Lineage: Eukaryota; Metazoa; Chordata; Actinopteri; Salmoniformes; Salmonidae. The record is from RefSeq and is a predicted model, not a curated record. Gene Ontology annotation, cellular component: extracellular matrix.